Messenger RNA from Plectropomus leopardus (leopard coralgrouper), 1938 nucleotides. It is a transcript of the gene eif4ebp2, whose product is annotated as eukaryotic translation initiation factor 4E binding protein 2. NCBI's taxonomy places the organism in Eukaryota, Metazoa, Chordata, Actinopteri, Perciformes, Serranidae. The record is from RefSeq and is a predicted model, not a curated record. Gene Ontology annotation, molecular function: eukaryotic initiation factor 4E binding. Gene Ontology annotation, cellular component: cytoplasm. Gene Ontology annotation, biological process: negative regulation of translational initiation.
UUGCUGAGGGAGGGGACGGUGCUGACGGCUGGGAGGACGAAAGGAGAGACAAGAAAGCUUUGGGAAGACACAAGAGAGUGGGGAACGGCCCGGGUUUCCACCGUCCGUCGGGAAAUUAACACCCCAGUUUUCUGUAGCUGCUUGAUUUGUUACCCAAUCGGCGCUAAAAAUGUCGGCCAGUCGUCAGCACAGCGAGAGCUGGGCCAUCCCGACCAGGACGGUGUUGAUCAACGACACAACGCAGCUACCUCAUGACUAUUGUACCACCCCUGGAGGCACUUUUUUCUCUACCACCCCCGGAGGAACCCGGAUCAUCUAUGACCGUAACUUCCUGUUGGAGAAGCGCAACUCUCCCAUUGCCCAGACUCCCCCAGCUCAUCUGCCUGUCAUCCCGGGAGUGACCAACCAAAAUGUCCUGAGAGAGAACAAGAAGAACGAAGCCAACAACCACAUCAACAACCAUGAUGGCAAGCCCAAAACUGGUGAUGAUGCUCAGUUUGAAAUGGACAUCUAACAGACUGGAACGACACCAGCAAAAGCAAAUGACCUGGCAUCACCCGUGCCAGUGGCUUGGCUUGUAGAAACCAAUGUUGUGAGCCCUCAUGGCAGCCAUCUUCUUUAGCUCUUUGUCUCGCUGCUGGAUGUAAUGUGUGUAAACAUGGGGAUUCAGUGUAUCAUACAUACAGGUACAGAACAGUGUGACCAACUGUGGAAACUAGGUUUAUUUGUAAAGAUUUCCAUGGUUACCAGCCGCUGUUAAAACCACACAGUUAGGGAGUGCGCCUGAAUAUUAUUUACCCAGACACAUUGUCCAAUUAGCAGAUUGCAGUGCUCAUCUUACAGCUUUCUGUGAGUGUUUUUUAACAGAGCACACGGACAAAAAAAAAAAAAACAAAAACUGACAAUAUUCCAAGUUUCAUCAGGGGAGGAAGUGAGCAUUUUAGUGCUGGCCUUAGAAUCAGUCAAACGCUUUGAUAUUCAUCACAGUCUUUGGUUUUGAAGACCCAUUUAAGCAUGUUAUUUAAGUGUUGUUGUUUUUUUUUUUUUUUUGGUUUUUGGAUGUACUUGAAAAGCUCAACUAUCUACUAUCAGUUGUUCGGUUGGUUUAGUUUCCAGUGAUGGUAUGCAAAGGGACGCUGUGUUUUUAUUUUGCAAUUGGGUGAAGAUUUCAUUCCAAGACUUAUGUUUCCAUUACCAACAUGAGUCUGAGUUUCCAGUUUUCAGGGCAAAACGUUUUUUCUUUGAUGAAUUUUAGACCAUGAUUUAAUCAUUUUGUAAUAAUCAGGGGUAUUUCCCACUAUCACAUAAGGCUAAUUAUAAACCCUGAUAAUUGAAAAGAAGCAUUUCAUGUAGAACUAGAAGAGGACUCAGAAGGCGCAGACCUUUCAAGAAAAAUGAUUUGUGUAUCCACACUGUGAUUCGGAUCCGCUCAGAAUUUUAAGGGGUGCUUCCUUGGCUUAUGAUACAGCCAAGUUUCACGAAAAUCAGGCCCCGUAGUUUGUCUGUAAUCCUGCUGACAAACAAACAGAACCAUCAACAUAACCUCCUUGUCAGAGGUUAUUAUUAUAUUUCUCUCCUGCCGAGAAAAGUCAACAUACUUUUUCUUUAGAUUUAAUGUCACUUUAACCUAAGAGCCUGUACUUUAUUUAUCAGAGUAGGGGGGUUAGCCGGAGUGUGACAAUUAAGUUUUAUUUUAUGUCAUGACCCUACUGGUAGCUACAAAUAUCUUUCCUUGAGCCUCUCUUAGUGACUAUAGGACAACACAUGACCCUCCCUUCACAAAAAAUAACCACAUUUCACAGUUUCUGGAUAUGAUAAAUUUGUGAUUUUGGAAAUUAAAAAAAGCAUGCCUUUUAAACCCACUGGGGUUCUGAGGGCAUUUAAAAUAAAUACAAAAUACAACCAUAUAAACUUAAAUGCUCCUUCCCCAAGCUAAAU